AUGCGUCGCGCUGCUGUCCAGGCCUUCCGUACUGCCCGUCGUGCUCCAGUAUGGAAGGUCGGCGGUAGGAGAGCAAACUGCGCCUACUUUUCCAGCGGCCACGCGCUCGGGCUGCGGCCUUCUUCGACCGGAAGAAACGCUGCCUUCAUUCCUGCCUCUCUACAGUCCUCCAUGCACGUUCGGAAUUUCUCUCUGGCUUUUAUCUCGACACUUGUGGCCUCAGGGGCUUGGUAUGCAUACAAAGGAAGUACUGCUCAGCCGUCAGCCGCGUUAGGCCUCAACGCGACGUCAGUGUCAACCGGCGCCUUCCAGUCGCGAGGGAUAGCUGACUCCUCCUCUAGUGCCGAGUCUCCCGUGGAUACUACCGGAGAGGAUUCAGGACAGCUGGCCCGUCGCGCUCUGCUGGUCGAAAAUGAUCAAUUCUAUACCGCAUCUCUGUCCGGUGAUCAGCCUCUUGCGAAGCAGACGGAUGAUUCAGACAGAGGAGUUCUCGAAAUGUUGACGCCAGAGCAAGCGACUCAAAAGCUCCGGAGGAAUGAGGAAUCAUAUCUGGUUAACCGUGGCCAAGGCGUUGUGCGAUAUGACAUCGUCCAGGUUCCGAGCAAUUCACCCAUCGAGGAUGACCAUGCGGAAAAGAUAGUCGAGGUCCCGCAAUCUGUGGCAGCCACGCAAGAUGGGUCGCCCAAUAGUGACUGGAUGUUCUGGGGCGUUUUUGACGGGCACUCUGGGUGGACCACGUCCGCCAAGUUGCGCAACGUCCUCAUCUCUUAUGUGGCUCGAGAAUUGAAUGACACGUAUAAGGCUGCUGCUGCGGAUCCCGCUGUUCUUACCCCAUCUCCGGAAGCAAUUGACGCCGCUAUCAAGCGCGGCUUUGUUCGUCUCGAUAACGAUAUUGUCUACGACAGCGUGGAUAAGGUCAUGAAAGCCAAUUCCAGACGUGUUGCUGCUGAGCUUCUAGCUCCUGCCUUGUCGGGAUCAUGUGCUCUUUUGGCUUUCUACGACUCCAGAUCGAAAGAUCUGCGAGUAGCCUGCACAGGUGACUCUCGAGCGGUCCUAGGACGUCGGGGACCAAACGGCAAGUGGACUGCGACAGCGCUGUCGGAAGAUCAGACCGGUGGGACUCCAUCUGAGGUCAAACGACUUCAGGAAGAGCAUCCUGGAGAACCCUAUGUCGUCCGAAACGGAAGGAUCUUGGGUCAACUCGAACCUAGUCGUUCGUUUGGAGAUGCAUUCUACAAAUGGACCAAGGAAACGCAGGAAAAGAUCAAAAGUCGAUUCUUCGGACGGACUCCGCACCAGUUCCUCAAGACACCACCUUAUGUGACAGCGGAACCUGUCAUAACAACCACCAAGAUAGAUCCGGAGAGAGGAGAUUUCCUCGUCCUAGCCACGGACGGGUUGUGGGAAAUGCUGAGCAAUGAAGAAGUGAUUGGACUUGUCGGUCAAUGGAUCGAACAUCAGCGUUCCGGUAACGUAGAUGGGACGAACAAGGCGUGGUUACAGAGCUGGUUUAGAUCGGAUGCCAAACAGCUUCCGGUCGAAAAGUCGACGGAGAGCAAGACAGAAGGCCAGCGACCUCCGAUUCGCCAGCAACAAUACGAUAUUCCUGGAGCUGCCCAGCGAUUCGUGGUCGAAGACAAGAACGCUGCCACUCACCUCGUCCGGAAUGCGAUGGGUGGAAAGGACAAGGACAUGGUCUGUGCUCUGCUGACUCUGCCCAGUCCCUACUCGAGAAGAUAUCGGGAUGAUAUCACUGUCGAGGUGAUCUUCUUCGGCGCAGGCACCGACGAUCGCAGCGUAACAGUCAACGAGGAAGCGAGUGCUUCGAGGGAGAACCCGAAACCGAAGCUGUAA
Rasamsonia emersonii CBS 393.64 is the source of this 1854-nucleotide messenger RNA. Its product is annotated as [Pyruvate dehydrogenase (acetyl-transferring)]-phosphatase. Gene Ontology annotation, biological process: protein dephosphorylation. Gene Ontology annotation, molecular function: protein serine/threonine phosphatase activity. The transcript has 3 exons. NCBI's taxonomy places the organism in Eukaryota, Fungi, Ascomycota, Eurotiomycetes, Eurotiales, Trichocomaceae. The record is from RefSeq and is a predicted model, not a curated record. The coding region runs from base 1 to 1854 and encodes 617 amino acids.